GCUCACACCCCUCACACUCCGCUGAACCUCACCCUGACUCCAGAGAACGCCUAUGCCAUUUGGACCACCGACCAGGUGCAAGCAGCGUUUGCGGACAGGAAUAGGACAGUCAAGUCGAAGGUGCAGGAAUGGCAGCAGGCAAGGGCCCUGCCCGUUCCAACCUACUCCACCGUCAACCUCGCCACACGCUGGCUACAGGCACGGCCACGGGCACCAGUAGGGGCAUUGCCAGAGGCAUUGCCUGGGUCAGCAGCAGGGGCGUUGGCAGGGGCAAGGGUGGCGGAGGGCAAGGGAGAGGCAGGGGAGGAGCAGGAGAGGGAGCGGGAGGGGGAGGAGUGGGCGUGGGAGCGGUUCUUGGGGCUGCCAGCAGGAGCAGCAAAGGAGGCGGAGAACCGGGCGGCGUUUGCUGCACUGCAGGCACUGGUGGGGCGAGAGGAGGCGGAGUUCCUGGCGUUUGGUGACGUGCUGCGCCCACACAACAUGGCAGCUGUGCCGCUCCGUGCGCCUCCCAGGCUUGCUCCGGAUAUCAUAGUUGCCAUUGUGCCAGCAGCAUCGACAGUCAAUCUCAAUGCCAUUGCUGCGCAUUUCGGCCUCCUUCCCAGUUCCCUCGCUCUCCCUUCCCCUUCGACUGUAAAGGCCCUCACGGGCUUCCCAAGCGAUGUGCUGCCUCCCCUGGGAUACACCCAGUCUGUCACCACUCUCAUCGAUGCCUCCCUGCUCCUCCACCUCUCGUCUCCCUCCACGCCCUGCUGCUCUUCUGCCUCCGCCCCAUUACCCUUUCCAUCCUCCGUUCCUUCAAGUGCGGAUGAACCUCAGCAGUCUCAAUUGUUGCAGCAGCAGCGGCAGCAGCAGCAGCAGCAGGAGCAGCAGGAGCAGCAGCAGGAGCAGCAGGAGCAGCAGCAGGAGCAGCAGGAGCAGCAGGAGCAGCAGGAGCAGCAGCAGGGGCAGCAGGAGCAGCAGCAGCAGCCCCAGCAGGAGGCAGUGCUGAUGAUGUCUGCAGGGGACCAAGAUCAAUGGCUGUUCAUCCGACCCCACCCCCUCCUCCAAGUCACUCAAGCCAUUCCUGUGCUCAAUCUCGCCCUCCCGUGUUCCAACGCUCUUGCCUCCUCUCCCGCUCUUGCCUCCUCUCCCGCUCCUGCCUCCUCUCCCGCUCCUUCCUCCUCUCCCGCUCCUUCCUCCUCUCCCGCUCCUGCCUCCUCUCCUUCGUCUCCCCUCUCUCCAUCACCAUCUCUUCCAACUACUCCUUUCUCUUCUCCCUCUCCUUCCUCUCCUACCUCUCCUACUUUUCCUACCUCUCCUUCCUCUCCUUCCACUCUCUCCUCUCCUGCCUCAAAUGCAUCCUCGUUUUCCAAUCUUCCUCCUACUUUCCUCCCUCUUUCACCCUCCUCAUCUUCCUCCUCUUCCUUUUCCUCUUCCCUUUCUUCAUCUCCAUUUCUUCCCUCCUCUUCCACUCCUCCCUCCUUUUCCCCCUUCUCUCCGUCCUCUUCCUCCUUGUCCACACCCAUCUUGUCAUCUCCAUCCACUUCCUCCCAUACUCCAACCCCAACCCUUCCAUUCGUCCUCCAUCCCUCCUCUCAACCCUCCCAUUCCUCCUCCCAACCUUCCCGUUCCUCCUCCUUUCUUCCAUCCUCCCUCGAACCAUCUGAAGUGUUGAUUUCUGAGGCGCCUCAGCAGUCGCAGCGGCUUACGGGGAGGGUGCCGGUGCUGCAGCAGAAGCUGAAGCUGAACGAGCCAGCUGCGUUGCUGUAG
This is a messenger RNA of Closterium sp. Naga37s-1, 1749 nucleotides long. The record is from the annotation of a GenBank genome assembly. NCBI's taxonomy places the organism in Eukaryota, Viridiplantae, Streptophyta, Zygnematophyceae, Desmidiales, Closteriaceae.